Mizuhopecten yessoensis (Yesso scallop) is the source of this 651-nucleotide messenger RNA. RefSeq lists its product as uncharacterized. The record is from RefSeq and is a predicted model, not a curated record. The transcript is spliced from 4 exons. Lineage: Eukaryota; Metazoa; Mollusca; Bivalvia; Pectinida; Pectinidae. The coding region runs from base 75 to 488 and encodes 137 amino acids.
GAGUCAGUCAAGCGUGACCAAUUAAUUGUAUAAUUACAUGGGAAACCGUCUGAUAUCUUACAACGCAGGACAACAUGGCAACCAGUACCAUUGUUUUGUUUAUCACGGUGUUGGUGUCUAUAUGUCACCAAAUAGCUGGCCAAUAUGGAAAUGAACCAUUUCCCCCAACGGGUCGCUAUAGAGACCCAACCGUCCUCAAAUACUUCCAUCGGAUUUGUCAGGAAGCAAGAUGCGGUUUUGAGCAGGUGUGCGAACGUUCGAGAUUCCAGGGUUCACCAAGGCUGUACACCUGUGUGCAAACUCCUGGUGGAUCUAUGAAGCAAGGAGACUGUCCUCAUCGAAAUUUCAUUCAAGGUACACAGAUAGAAUGUAACACCGAUUACGGUUGCCGCCGCUUUAGUGAUAUAUGUUGUCAUGGAGUCGGAACCAGUCGCUGUAUGCGUCCCAGACGGAGUGGCUCUAAUAAUAAUAAUAAUAGAGGAUACUAGAUGAUGUACACAUCCGAGCCACAGAAUGUAACAUAACCAGAAUCUGACAGUCCAUGAAUUUCAUACCUUGUAUAACAUAUAACUGUGAUAUGCAAUUUCAUCAUACGUUUACAAACAGUUGUAAUUAAAUAUGACAUCUGUAUAAAGAGGUGUUAUGGUUUCA